Fusarium redolens is the source of this 570-nucleotide messenger RNA. RefSeq lists its product as uncharacterized. The transcript is spliced from 5 exons. The record is from RefSeq and is a predicted model, not a curated record. Lineage: Eukaryota; Fungi; Ascomycota; Sordariomycetes; Hypocreales; Nectriaceae. Bases 1 to 570 code for a protein of 189 amino acids.
AUGGACCAAGACGCUCAUCUGCCGCACGACUCGCUGGGACCGCGGGCUCUAGCUAUCGUCACGCCCUUUCUUAUCAUUGCCAUUAUCGUCUUCUCAGUGCAGAUCUACACUCGCGUAACCCCAGUAUAUAAACUAGAUGCCUCGGACUACACCAUCUCAGUCGCCAUCCUUAUCGAAGUCAUCGUCUACUCGCUCUUCAUAGCAAGUGUUACUUCCGGGUUAGGCCGCCACAGCUACGAUAUAUCUCCGGAGCAGGGCGUUAAGACCCUUCGAUAUGUUUAUGUGGUUAUCUUACUAUCAACUUUAGUGCCUGCCCUCGCCAGGAUCUCGCACGUAAUCAUCUGGUUAAUAAUUGGUAUUCAAGCUGCCUGCAUUAUCGGCACUAAAACCUUCCAGCUUAUCCAUAUACAGCAGAUUUGGAUAUAUGGCUACGCGGCUAUAGAUAUAUACAUUGAACUUUACUUCUCUAGAAAAGUUCUGGACUCUAAUACUAAUAUACUUUUGGCUUUAAAUAGAAGAGGCUAUUCUAAUAAUAGCUUCUUCCGCGCCGAUACUCAAGUCCCUAGUUGA